Molecule: messenger RNA, 1384 nt
Organism: Camponotus floridanus (Florida carpenter ant)
Lineage: Eukaryota; Metazoa; Arthropoda; Insecta; Hymenoptera; Formicidae
Product: smad nuclear interacting protein 1
Exons: 4
Coding region: 61-969 (302 amino acids)
Biological process (GO): miRNA processing
Cellular component (GO): nucleus
Molecular function (GO): mRNA binding; protein binding
Source: RefSeq, a predicted model, not a curated record
CAGCCUCUCUCUUUUCUCUGGUCAAUGUAAUCGAAUAGAUUUCUAGUAAACUUGAGAAAUAUGUCAAAUUGGCGAUCGAGUCACAGCAACGGUGCAGACCGAAGGGAUAUGUAUAAAAAUAACAAAGAGGAAAGACGUGAGAGGAGUAACGAUUCUCACAGAGAUAGAUCGCUGAGGGAAAGGAGUAGAGACAGAGAUCACAGAGGUGGUAGACGCGAGCACUCCAGAAGAGACGAUGAGAAGCAGAAUGGGAAGAAAAAAUAUGAAAGAUCGCCAGGAAGAAGAGAAAAUAGUCAUUCUAGACACAGAGAACGCAAUGAUAGGAGUAGAAGUAGAGACAGAAGGGAUGAUACUGGAAGAAGACGCAAUGAUCAACAUAAACAAAAGAGGAGCUCGGAGGACGUAAAAGUCAAGACAGAAGCUUCUGUUGAGUGGGGAAAAUCGAACAUAAAGACUGAAAAAGAAAAGCCCAAUUUUGAAGUAUCGGGAAAAUUAACAGAGGAUACGAAUACUGUUAAUGGAGUAGUUAUUAAAUAUUCUGAACCGCAAGAUGCCAAGAAACCUAAGCGCAGAUGGAGAUUGUAUCCUUUCAAAGGCGAGAAAGCAUUGCCUACAUUAUAUAUCCAUCGACAGUCAGCUUAUCUUAUGGGUAGAGAUCGUAAAGUAGCAGAUAUACCUUUAGAUCAUCCCUCGUGUUCUAAGCAACAUGCUGCUCUGCAAUAUCGUUUAGUUUCCUACCAAAAAGAAGGAGGUAUUGAAGGUAGGAGAAUACGACCGUAUAUUAUUGACUUAGAAUCAGCAAAUGGAACAUUUAUAAAUAAUGUAAAAUUAGAACCAAGAAAAUAUCAUGAAUUGUUAGAAAAGGAUGUAAUAAGAUUUGGCUUCAGUACAAGAGACUAUGUCUUAUUGCAUGAACACAGUAAGGAUGAUUCUUUGGAUGAUGAUGUACCUCUUACAAAUGAAACUUAGGAUUUAAUUUUAACAGAGAAAAACAUCUAAUGAAUAUAUGUAUAUGGAGACUGAUACAUAAAUCAAAUUGAUACAUCUGAAGAAUCAAGAGGACAGGAUAUAUCUGAGAGAUAUAUAUGAGAGAUAUAUAUCUGAGAUAUGAGAGGAAAGUUUCAAUAUGUGUAUAGAUACAAAGCCCUGAGCUUUUGGACCUUUGAAAAGACCCUUUUAUGCGUAUUAAAUGUUAUAUACUUUGAAGGGAUGUAAGAUAACAGCUCUCGAAAGUUCCUGAAAAAUAUAUUGAAAAUCCAAAACUUGAUGAUUCACUACGAUCAACGAUUUAUGAUCCAUUCACUCUGACAGCAUCCGCACUUAUAUUUGUAUACGUUACAAUGUUGUUGCCUUCCUCAACUACUGGCGUUUGUCGCAGUAGAUU